AUGGUUCACGUGGGUCAACCUGCUCCUAACUUUCGUUGCGAGGCCGUGAUGCCAGACAACUCUUUCAAGGAGGUUUCAUUGUCAGAUUACGCCGGGAAGAAGUACGUUUGUUUGUUCUUUUACCCCCUGGAUUUCACAUUUGUCUGCCCGACGGAAAUUGUGGCGUUCAACGACGCGAUUGCACAGUUUGAGUCUCGUAACGUACAAAUUCUCGCAUGUAGCGUCGACUCCAAAUUUGCCCAUCUAACGUGGCGCAACACGCCCAGAGACAAAGGGGGUAUUGGGAACGUUAUGUUUCCCGUCUUAGCAGACAUUACGAAGUCUAUUUCUGAGUCGUAUCGAGUCCUCAUCCCGGAUGAAGGAGUGGCACUUAGGGGUUUAUUCAUAAUUGACAAGAACGGAAUACUGCAGCACCAGCAAGUAAACAAUUUGCCGUUUGGCAGAUCGGUAAAUGAAGUAUUAAGGAUCGUGGACGCGCUACAGCUGUUCGAAAAGAGCGGAGAAGUUUGUCCGGCGAACUGGAAAGCUGGAGACAAGGGCAUGGCCCCUACCACCGAGGGUGUCAUUGCCCACCUCACCAAAAAACUCUCAUGA
This is a messenger RNA of Babesia sp. Xinjiang, 594 nucleotides long. Its product is annotated as putative 2-Cys peroxiredoxin. Gene Ontology annotation, molecular function: thioredoxin peroxidase activity. Bases 1 to 594 code for a protein of 197 amino acids. Gene Ontology annotation, biological process: cellular response to stress; hydrogen peroxide catabolic process; response to oxidative stress. The transcript is spliced from 2 exons. Gene Ontology annotation, cellular component: cytosol. The record is from RefSeq and is a predicted model, not a curated record. Lineage: Eukaryota; Apicomplexa; Aconoidasida; Piroplasmida; Babesiidae.